AGGACCCAAGAGUAGAUAGUACAUCAGUGCACACUUCGCGAUCUGAUUAACGAUCUGAUGGCUUCAGCGGCUCGGACAUCCCUUGUGCUCCGCGUCCUGCUCGCGGUGUCUGUCGCCGCGGUGGUGCCGCAGCGAGCCCUCUCGGACCCGACGCCGCUCCAGGACUUCUGCGUGGCCGACCUGCAGGCCACGACACCGCUCGACGGGUUUCUGUGCAAGGCGGCGUCGGCUGUGGUGGACGAUGACUUCUUCUCCCGCGCCAUCGUGCCGGCGGCCAGUACCCGCAACCCGUUUGGCGCCAACUCCACGCGCGCCACCGUGGCCACAUUCCAGGGCCUAAACACGCUGGGGCUCUCUAUCACGCGCGUCGACCUCGCGCCGGGCGGGCUCAACCCGCCGCACUCGCACCCGCGCGCCUCAGAGCUCGUGAUGGUGCUCAAGGGCGAGGUCAUGGUCGGGUUCACGACGGGGGCCAAUCGGCUCUUCUCCAAGGUGGUCAAGGAGAACGAGCUCUUCGUCGUGCCCCGCGGGCUGCAGCACUUCCAGCUCAACACUGGCGCCAGCGAUGCGGUGUUCGUGGCGAUGUUCGACAGCCAAUCGCCUGGCGUGGUCACCCCCACGUUCUCGCUCUUCGCGACAAAACCCGCCAUGCCGAUGGAGGUGCUCACCAAGACGUUCCUCAUGGGCGUGGACGAAGUCGGCGCCAUGAAAUCCAAGUUCGUCGGCUUUUGA
Molecule: messenger RNA, 732 nt
Organism: Phragmites australis (common reed)
Lineage: Eukaryota; Viridiplantae; Streptophyta; Magnoliopsida; Poales; Poaceae
Product: germin-like protein 1-2
Exons: 1
Coding region: 58-732 (224 amino acids)
Cellular component (GO): cell wall
Molecular function (GO): manganese ion binding
Source: RefSeq, a predicted model, not a curated record